Messenger RNA from Nasonia vitripennis (jewel wasp), 901 nucleotides. RefSeq names its product cuticular protein RR-1 family member 20 (gene CPR20). The record is from RefSeq and is a predicted model, not a curated record. The transcript has 2 exons. The coding region runs from base 232 to 765 and encodes 177 amino acids. NCBI's taxonomy places the organism in Eukaryota, Metazoa, Arthropoda, Insecta, Hymenoptera, Pteromalidae. Gene Ontology annotation, molecular function: structural constituent of chitin-based larval cuticle. Gene Ontology annotation, cellular component: chitin-based extracellular matrix.
CGCGGGGCGUUACUCUCUUAUGCGCAUUGAUGCAACACUCGGCUGCGUCGAAGAGAGAUGAGAAACGAAAGUGUCGGAGGGAGCGAUAUCCCCCUGUAUAAAAGCUGAAAAGCAGAGAGGCUCCGAGAGCUGUGCACCGCCGAGCGAGCUUGCGAACGGGUUGCCGAUCGGUUAUCGCUGCUGCAGUGUGUGUUAUAAGUUCAGCAGAGCCUGUUUGUAGAAUCACUGAAGAUGUUUCUCCGCGUGGUUAUCACCGUCUGCCUACUGCACUCGGCCAUCGGCCAGCGCUUCAACCGUCCGAUCCCGAGUCCAGCUGGUAACGCCGGUGGAGCAGCCGGUGGUCCCAGCGACAUCCUCAACCAGGUUUCGGACAUCAGUCCGGACGGUACGUUCUACACCAAGUGGGAGACGGCCAACGGCAUCACCUUCGAGGAGCAGGGCUCGCCGAAGAACCUGGGCAACGAAGUGGCGGAGCAGGUACAAGGCUCGGCCAGCUGGACGACGAACGAGGGCGAGCGCGUGAGCAUCACCUGGCAAGCUGACGAGAACGGAGCCAUCUUCCAGGGCGACCACCUUCCCACGGCUCCACCCGCACCCGAGAUCCCUCUUCUAAUCCAGAGGGCCCUCGACUGGAUCGCCGCGAACCCCAGCAAACUGAGCACACCCGAGGAAGGACAGUACAAUGAGGACGACGGUGCUGGCGCGGCCAGGCCUCAGCCUAAUCUGCAACAACGCAGACCCCCUGCACCUGGAAGGAGAUUCUGAGGAGGGACGGAUUCGAGGAUGAUUGACCUAACUGUCAAAGGAUCAAUUACUGUGCCAUCAGAGCUGGAGAUACGUUUUUGUGUCGAUUGGUCAAUUCGAAUUGUGAUUAUAAUAAAAGAUACUUUUUCAUAAUGCA